Molecule: messenger RNA, 300 nt
Organism: Arabis nemorensis
Lineage: Eukaryota; Viridiplantae; Streptophyta; Magnoliopsida; Brassicales; Brassicaceae
Source: the annotation of a GenBank genome assembly
AUGGUGGUGCGUGACCAGGGGGAGAAGGUAGCUGAUGGUACGCAGAUGGAGGAUGGGUUUACGAUGGUUUGUCCAUCAGGAAGGAGGACAAGGGCCACGAAAGAUCAUGUCGGAUUCGCUGCAGGUGCCUCCGGUGAAUCUGGUUGGGUGAGGAUAUGGAGAGUGGGGAGAAUAUGGAAAGAGUAUUUACGACAAGGGAGGAUAAGGAAAAUGUUGACUCGCAAUUUCAAUUGCAGAAAGGGAAGAAUGUUGAACAAGGAAGUGUUGUUCGGUUUGGAGGUCAUGCCGAUAAGAGGAUAG